Sesamum indicum (sesame) is the source of this 1964-nucleotide messenger RNA. RefSeq names its product isoprene synthase, chloroplastic. Gene Ontology annotation, molecular function: magnesium ion binding; terpene synthase activity. Lineage: Eukaryota; Viridiplantae; Streptophyta; Magnoliopsida; Lamiales; Pedaliaceae. Gene Ontology annotation, biological process: diterpenoid biosynthetic process. The record is from RefSeq and is a predicted model, not a curated record.
GACUAUCCAUAGCAUCACUCACACAGAUAAUAGCAUUAGGUAAUGGCGCACUGUACUUCAUUCCAACCACAUAAUUUCUUAUCAAACCAAAAAUCACAGAGAAAUAGCAGUUCGAAGGAAGCGUUUCUUCCCAGUAAUCUCCAAUGUAUGAGAUGGAAAAUGCAGUCCACGGUCGCCAAACAGUUAGUUAGUUACCAGCCAAGUUCUUGGAGUUACGACUUCAUACAAUCCAUUGGCGAUGAUCACAUGAAUCAUGUGAUGGAAGUAGAGGAGGAUGCCGGGAAGAUGGAGGACGAAGUUCAGUGCAUGCUUGAGAAUGAAGACGUGGAGCCGUUGGUUCUGAUAGAAUUGAUUGAUGAUAUCGAUCGUCUAGGCAUCGCGUACCGGUUUGAGGAGAAUAUCGACAGAGCCCUUGAGAGAAUUCUACUUCAAUCUUCACAAGUUGAGCAGAAACUGCGUGAGAACUUGCGUUCUAGUGCUCUCUAUUUCAGGCUGCUUAGACGACAUGGCUACAGUGUUUCUACAGAUAUAUUUGAGAGCUUCAAGGACUCAAAUGGAAACUUUAGAACAAGUCUGGCCACGGACAUUGAAGGAAUGUUAAAUCUGUAUGAAGCUUCUCAUCUAGCAUUUGACGGGGAGAGUACGUUGGAUGAGGCUAGAGAAUUUACGAGCUUCCACCUCAAGAAUAUGCUCGGGAAGAUGGACAUGAAAAGUGCUCUGCGAGUGAGCCGUGCAUUGGAACUUCCAUCCCAUCACAGAAUGCAAAGAUUGGAAGAAAGGUGGAACAUUGAGAUGUAUGAUAAACAAAAUAAGGCGAACCAGUUGUUGCGUAAAUUGGCAACAUUGGAUUUCAACUUGGUGCAAAAGGUGCACCAACGAGAUCUGCAAGAAGCAUCAAGGUGGUGGAGACAUGUCGGCUUAGCAAAUAAGCUGAGCUUUGCAAGAGACAGGUUGAUGGAAAGCUUCUUUUGGACAGUUGGAAUGAUCUCUGAACCUCAAUUUAGUAAAUGUCGUGUUGGAUUAACCAAAGUGGUCAACCUAAUUACCGUUUUAGAUGACAUUUAUGAUGUUUAUGGCUCUGCCGACGAGCUAGAGCAACUGACAAUUGCUGUUGACAAGUGGGAUGUCAAUGCUGUGAAUGAUCUUCCAGACUACAUGAAGCUAUUCUUCUUUGCACUUUACAACACAGUGAACGACAUGGCAUAUGAUACUCUUAAAGAACAAGAUCAAGUCAUAAUUUCUCAGCUAAAAAAAGUGUGGGCAGAUUUAUGCAAAGCAUUCUUAAAAGAAGCAGAGUGGAGAUACAAGAAAGAAAUCCCUAAAUUUGAUGAAUAUUUGGAUCAUGGAUGGACUUCUUCCUCUGGAGUGGUAUUGUUAACUCAUGCCUAUUUCUUGACCACUCAAAAUAUCACAGAUGAAGCCAUAAAGGCCUUGAAUGACGGCCACGGCCUGUUACGUUCCCCCUCUACAGUUUUUCGUUUGGCCAACGAUCUAUCUUCCUCAAAGGAUGACGUCGGAAGAGGCGAAACUGCAAAAGCAGUCUCAUGUUACAUGCAUGAAACCGGUGCAUCUCAUGAAGUUGCUUGUGCAUAUAUUGGAAAGUUGAUUGAUCAAAACUGGAAAAUGAUAAACAAAGAGAGUACUUACAAUUCAGCACUCUUUGGCAAAUGUUUCAUUCAAACAGCUCAGAAUCUUGCUCGCAUAGCUUUGUGCCAAUACCAGCAUGGAGAUGCUCAUACUGCCCCGACCGAUGGAUCAAGAAAUCGAGUCAAAUCAGUGAUCAUGGAGCCCAUUCACUUCAUGAAGUGAAAAUCCAGUUCAAAAGUUUCGGUUUAUACUUCAUACCAUUGCUGUAAUUAUUCAAAUUCUUGUUUCUGGUCUAAGUAAUUCGUUUUGGUGCAAGAAGUCCAAUGUGACGAAGGUGUUCUUCCUCUUCAUACAGUAAUGAAUCAUCGAUUCACUCA